Molecule: messenger RNA, 2383 nt
Organism: Pongo pygmaeus (Bornean orangutan)
Lineage: Eukaryota; Metazoa; Chordata; Mammalia; Primates; Hominidae
Exons: 2
Coding region: 19-711 (230 amino acids)
Source: RefSeq, a predicted model, not a curated record
ACAGAUCAGAAAUGCAUUAUGGCAAAUGUAGCAAGUGUUCCCGCGGGUGUUGCGACUGGCUGGCGUCCAGGCGCUGGGAACCGCCCCGCGCCCGCCUCCCGACUGAACUCCUGGCUCAGGUGCAAGAGGCGGCAGGCUCCUUGCGGGGCUUACGGGGAGAAGGGGACGUUGGGCGCAGCACCGCUUCCGGGGCGGCCCCUCUCCAGCCGCACUCCGACCCGGCGCAGCCACCCGGCCCCAGCUCGCAGGCCCCACUGCUGCGCCCUCUCGGGGACGCGAAUGCCCCGCGCCGGGCGGGCGCCCGCGGAGGGAGGUCUCGCUCCAGGGGCGCGGAGCUCCAGAUGCCUGCGCCCAAGGCCCCUCGCCUGGCGCCGGCUGGUCCCGAACUUCGGGACAUGGGCACCCAGGAAGGGGGCCGCGCGUGUUGGGAGGCCCGUCCUCUCGCCGCGACCCUCCAGGGCAGCCGGGGAACCCACCUGCGGAGCGGGAAGCCCAGGAACGCUCGAAGAGGGUGUGGCCUCAGGUAGGACGCGGCGGCGAACCCAGAGCGCGGGAGAAGUUGCCAAGGGUCCCUGGGGCCUUGGCCAGGAGCCCCUCUUCCCGAGGGGCGCCCUGCUGCUCAACUCUUUCUCUACACCUGCUUGGCCCCAGCUCCCGCCCGCCCUUCGCCUCCGGGCCCUGGCCUGGCCACAGCCGCGGGGACCUGCCUGAGGCUCCACGGCCCAGUGGCCGCCUCGCGGAGACCCGACUUGGAGAACCAGCCGCGCGCCGGCUGUGUGUAAUCACCUCGUUCACUGGCAUCGCAGAUGCACGCUCCAGAGCCGCGGGCCGACUCUCCCCGACCUGAGCGGGGCCGCGUGUGCCCACCCACACAUCCUGGAGAGCCCACGCGGGAGUCGGAAAACCUGUCACCUUGGAUGAUCUGUCCCAUGUGGACAGGGCCCCAAGACUGUGCUGGGGUAGCCCCUUGCGCAGGCAGGAAAGCGGGAUUUAAGGGAUUCCAGUUCCCUUGUCGGACCUUGCGCAGUCCUGAGUCCUGAGGACUUUCUAGCCUGAGAGUUCUAGACCCGCACCCCCAGAGCGGCUAGGGCCUGUUCCGGAGCCCCUCCGCGGGUGAUUUUGUUCCAGAGUCGGCAUCCUCUGCUUGUCCUCAGCAGUCCCUGCCUAAGAUCCGAAUGGCCAUUCCAAGGGGCUCACUCCUGGCUGCCCCUGUGCCAUGUUUCUUUUGGGGUACAGGGUGUUUUCUAUACUGGGGGAAGGGACAGGGAUCACCUGUCUCUUCCCCAGAUAAAGAAGUGAGAAGACCUUUGCUCUCCUUGUCUUGGGCCCCCAGAGAGAGGCUGUGUGCUGGCUGAGUGCUGAGGAGGUUCUGGCUUGGAAACUCAGUACAUGUGGACCCCAAAUGGCUGCCGUCAAGUGGUGGCUGGGUGACUGCCAGUGUCAGAGAGCAGGGACCAAGGACAGUGCAGGGAUUUUAAAAAUCAUUGUUGGGCACCUCAGACUUCAAUGAUUAACUGAGGUCACUAUGGCCACUUAUUUUUGUUCACUGAUUCUUUAGACGCAUCAAUCUACUCACGGCUCAAUCUUUUGCAUUACAGGCUGUAUUGGUUUCACACAAUUUACUCUAAGGCGCCCACCAAAUAGAGCUCAGGCAACCCGUGGGAACCUGCCAGUCCCAAACAGGUCUGUACCCUGUGUGGCUGCACCACAAGCCCAAUGCCCUCAGCUUUCCCAGGGAAAGCAUGGUGCCAGGUGCAGAUGCUGGCCCUGUGUGCUGUGGGACAGUGGUGUGGGAGCCAGCCAGCUAACCAUACCCUGCUGCCAUCCCCAACAUCCCCAACACAUAUUUAUUUUUAGUUUCUGUUCUCCUCCCCUUACUCUGUCGUCUCCUCCUCCUCCUCCUCUUUGUGUCUUUCCCACGCGGAUUCUUUCUCUUUCCUCUGACUGGACAAUACUGUAGGCCUGACCCGCUUAGACAAACUCUGACCUCCUGUGGUCACCCAGGAAGCUGACUGCUAGGCCUCGGAUGAGGGGGCAGUGGGAGGGGGACCAGGUGAUACCAGAAUGGCUCCCCCCACAGAUUCAUUACCCAAGGACAUGGGUACACUGGUCGAAUGCUGGCUGCAGAAGCAGAAAGUGCUGUGUGGAGGUGGGAGAGAUUGGUUGCUGAGGAUUUGAAAUGAACCAUGAACCAAAGCUAGAAUGAAACGCAUUAUAUUGUCUAACCUAGAAUCGACACCCUAAAUUAUUUUUACUGAUUCGUGAAUGCACAUGUGAAUUAUUUUCUUUUACUACAAAUGCCUUAUAUACCUAAAUCACAGAUCCAAGCAGUACUUUUGAACAGAACUACAAUAAAGUAUGAAUGUUAGAUUAUUACCAGAAA